UGUGUCGGCCACAGAUUGCUCUUGGUGCUGUGCCUAGGCUUGUCUGGUCAGAACAUUUGUUCGUAACGCUGCGGGCCUGCCGACUAGCUCAAGGCGAAUUCUCCACUAUGCCAACGUAGCGUCGUUAGCAUAGCGACUGGCUAAGCUAACGGUUGACGGUAGCCGCUUGAUAUGCGCUGUCGUCUUUUCUACUGUUAACGUACCUGUUUGUAAAUAUCUGCUUGUGUCCGUAUUCCAACUUCAGCGUAAACGGAACCUUUCAAAGUAAGGUAAAUCCUCAGGUGAUGACUUGGAUGGUGUGCCAUGGGAAUGACUGAAGACCAUGAAGCCCACACACAAGCUGCUGUUCGCCUUGUGUACCAUACUGGUUCUGGCCUUUAUCUACUACUCUUCCGGGAAGCUACAUCAACUCGUAUGGGGUCAGAAGCCUCAGAGUGUGGCAGAAGCGACAGCUGUAGUCCUGACUAAAGGGGCUGAAGUGAGAAAAAUUCCAGAGUUGGAACCGGACAUCCCCGGGGGACGACUAGUAGGCUCAGUGUAUGAUAAGCAGGGCUUUCUGCUGCAGCUGGACACAAAACUGCCACCAGAGUUGAUAUACAAGUAUGGCAACCUCAGCGAAGGAAUGUGCAAGCCAGGAUACGCAGCAGCCAAGAUGACAGUCAUCUAUCCUAAGUUCAAGAAAUCAGCACCCAUGUUUCUUGAUCGGAACUUUAAACUUCUUGCAAAAGCCAGCAAAUACUUACCUCCAUUUGGAAUCAGAACGCAAGAGAGAAUCAUAGACAGCAUUUUAACUGCCACGAAGAAUUACGGGCUUGGAAAGGCGCUGGACAGUCUCACCUGUAAAAGAUGCAUCAUUGUGGGCAACGGGGGAAUCCUGUUUAACAAGUCUCUGGGCUCCCGUAUAGAUGACUACGAUGUCGUAGUGAGGUUGAAUGAAGCCCCGGUGAACGGUUAUAGCAAAGACGUGGGGACCAAAACCACCAUGAGGAUUACCUAUCCAGAGGGAGCCAUCCAGAGGCUUGAGAAAUAUGAAAAGGACUCCCUUUUUGUUUUAUCUGCCUUCAAACCCCUGGAUUUCAAGUGGCUCAGACAGAUGGUCUUCAAGGAGAAACUGAGGGGUACAGAGGGAUUUUGGAAGUCGGUGGCUCAAUAUGUGCCUCGGAAGCAGACCGAGAUAAGAAUCCUCAAUCCCUACUUCAUCAAGGAGGCCUCCUUCCAGUUCAUAGGCCUGCCCUUCAACAAUGGCCUCAUGGGCAAAGGGAACAUUCCAACUUUGGGAACAGUUGCCAUAACGAUGGCACUGCAUAACUGUGAUGAGGUGGCGGUGGCUGGUUUUGGCUACAACUUGAACAUGCCUAACACCCCUCUGCACUAUUACGAGGGUGUCAAGAUGUCCGCCAUUAAAGAGUCAUGGACACACAACAUAGCCGAGGAGAAGAAGUUCCUCCGCAAGCUGGUGAAGGCCAACGUCAUCACAGACCUGACCAACGGUAUCUGAGUUUACACCCACCCACAGUCUCCUUUUGCCUUUCCCAAAGGACUACAGGACAGGAAACUGAGAGAUAGCUCUGGGAGAAGGAACACUUAGAAUCUGGGUGGCCUGCACACUGUCUGGGUUUUUCAUAUCAAAGGAGAUAAUUUAAA
Molecule: messenger RNA, 1644 nt
Organism: Etheostoma spectabile (orangethroat darter)
Lineage: Eukaryota; Metazoa; Chordata; Actinopteri; Perciformes; Percidae
Gene: st3gal3b
Product: ST3 beta-galactoside alpha-2,3-sialyltransferase 3b
Exons: 13
Coding region: 323-1498 (391 amino acids)
Molecular function (GO): sialyltransferase activity
Source: RefSeq, a predicted model, not a curated record